Molecule: messenger RNA, 237 nt
Organism: Ambispora leptoticha
Lineage: Eukaryota; Fungi; Glomeromycota; Glomeromycetes; Archaeosporales; Ambisporaceae
Source: the annotation of a GenBank genome assembly
AUGUGCAAACACCACCAACGUCGUUGUCACCAGCGUAACAACCGUCGUAACAGUAAACGCGAAGAUAGACAUAUUAUCUUUAAAACAAUUGUUAAAUUAAUUGCUGAUGCUAUCUCUGUCCAAAGCGAUCAUUUAAACUCCAAUACCGUAAUCCAACAAUCACCGAACGAAACAGAAACUUAUAUGAUGGAAGCUCCGCCUUCUUAUCAAGAAGCGAUAAAACCAUAUAAAGUUUAG